Elaeis guineensis (African oil palm) is the source of this 1340-nucleotide messenger RNA. RefSeq lists its product as uncharacterized. NCBI's taxonomy places the organism in Eukaryota, Viridiplantae, Streptophyta, Magnoliopsida, Arecales, Arecaceae. The record is from RefSeq and is a predicted model, not a curated record.
UUUUAUCCUUCCGUCCGCUUCGUUCCUCUCUCUAUCUCUCUCUCUUCCUCAAUUCCAGAUCUCCCCCAAUUCCCACAAAGAGAAACCCUAAUUCUUUCUUCUCCUUCUUCAAGUCUUCGACAUGGAUCGAGAGCCGGAGGAGCUCCAAUUCUUGGGUCUCGUGGGGAUCUACCACGAGGCCUACAAGAUCCUUCUCUCAUGGCGGCGCCUCUUCGCCCAGAUCGCCCUCGCCCUGGUCCUCCCCCUCUCUCUCCUCUUCCUCGCCCACAUCUACGUCUCCCACCUCCUCUUCUCCAAGAUCGACCGCAGCGAGGCGGCCCUCGACGUCGCCCCUCCCGGCUCCCCCUCCCAGUCCGCCAUCCUCUCCCGCCUCUCCGCCGAGUGGUCCGCCUUCAUCCUCUUCAAGGCCGCCUACCUCCUCGCCCUCCUCGUCCUCUCCCUCCUCUCCACCUCCGCCGUCGUCUACUCCGUCGCCUCCAUCUACACCGCCAAGGACCUCUCCUUCGCCAAGGUCCUCGCCGUCGUUCCCAAGGUCUGGCGCCGCCUCAUGAUCACCUUCCUCUGGGCCUUCCUCCUCCUCGUCGCCUACAACACCGCCACCCUCUUCGUCGCCAUCCUACUCGUCUUCAUCUUCGGCCCCGACAUCCCGGGGGCCGUCGCCAUCGCCCUCGUCGCCGUCCUCUACGCCGCCGGCCUGGUCUGGAUCAGCGUCGUCUGGCACGUCGCCAGCGUCGUCUCCGUCCUCGAGGACGCCUGCGGCAUCGAGGCCAUGCGCAAGAGCCGGGCGCUCAUCAGGGGCAAGACCUGGACGGCCGUCGCCAUUUUCGUCAUGCUCAACCUCUGCUUCGUGGGUGCGGAACUGGGUUUCCGACGCCAGGUGGUCUGGGGGGACUAUUUCGGUCUCGGGGUGGGGUCCAGGGUCGGGUACGCGGUGGUGUGGCUGUCCUUCCUUUGUUUGGUGAUUCUGUUCGCGUUGGUGGCGCAGACGCUGGUGUAUUUCGUGUGCAAGUCGUACCAUCACGAGAGCAUCGAUAAGUCGAGCCUGGCGGACCACCUGGAGGUUUAUCUGGGGGACUACGUGCCGCUCAAAGCCGAGGAUGUGCAGCUGGGGCAGCUCCACGUGUGAUGUUUUUGAUGAUAUGAUUCAAUAUUUUGUUUUUUUUUACUUUUUCUAAAGAGCUUUGGAUAAAUCCGUUGUGUGACAUACAUGCAUCAUCACAUGUAGAUGGAUGAUGGUAUAUGUGGACGAUGUAAUAAUCUCUUUGUAAUGGUGAUUUGGAAGAAGAGAGGGAAAGUUAGAGCCACAUGAUUAAUCCAAGGGUUUACAGUUGGGCUCGGUG